GAUUUGAUUAAAUGUGUCUGGCCCUCGGAUACUAGAUACGGGCCGGGAUAACAACAUAUCACGUAGCAAAUUCGACGCAAAGGCCCCGUUGCGACGGUGGGUACCCCGCGAGAAGACGGGCGGGACAAGAUAAGUGUCUCGGAGAGUGCUGCUUAGCCCCAGGUCCCCCGCUCGCGUGCAGGAUCUCCUCUCCCUCCACAUCAUGUCCGCAGCUGUCCUGCCAGAGUACAACAACGAGAAGCGCGAAUCCACGGGCUCUGUAGAGAAAGAUGAUAAGGAUCUAGCUACGGCUGACGUCUACGAAACCGACGCCCACAAGCUUGCCGAAGUCGAGGAUCUACAAGAGAAGCUCGCGAAUGACGAAGCCGACGAUGAUGCAUACCGGGUAGAAGAGGCCUGGCAGGUCGCCACCAAGGUGCUUUCGACGAAAGAUUACCCCGAGCUGCAAGCUGUGACCUUUCGCACCAUCUUCCUUGGUCUUGGGUUCUCGGCCUUCGGAGCUGUGCUCGCACAGAUCUACUACUUCAAGCCGCAGACGCUGUCAGUCUCUAUCCUGCUUCUUCUAGUCCUCUCGUACUGGUUCGGCAAUGCAAUGCACAUGGCACUGCCAUCCAGGGGGUUUUUCAGGUUCCUCAAUCCGGGCCCCUUCAAUAUCAAGGAACAUGUCGCUAUCGUCAUCAUGACCUCAACCGCCUCCACUUCGGCAACGGCGAUCCAGGUCAUCUCAGUGCAGGCGUUGUUCUAUGACAACAACAUGAAUGCAGGCAUCGCGAUCUUCACGCUAAUUUCGUCGCAGCUCAUAGGUUAUGGCUACGCUGGCCUGCUGUCCGAUAUCCUGGUCAAGCCGACAAAGUGCUUCUGGCCUGCAGACAUUUACACCGCGAAUCUAUUCCAAGCUCUGCAUUACGACAGGCAGAUGACUUCGAGACGUGUUCGGUUGUUCUGGACAACAUUCGUCAUUGUGUUCUGCUGGGAGAUCAUCCCUGAGUGGCUAUUCCCCAUCCUCACUGGCGUGUCCGUCUUUUGUCUGGCGGACAACCACAGCGCGACAAUUCGUAACAUCUUCGGAGGCGCCAGUAACAACGAGGGCAUGGGUCUACUUGCAGUCUGCUUCGAUUGGAACUACAUCGGGAGCAACUGCAUGUGGCAGCCACUCUGGUUCCAGAUAAACUCUUACAUCGGGAUAUGCUUCACUUACAUCCUGAUGAGUGCUGUGUAUUACGGGGACAUCUGGAAAGCCAAGAACUUCCCAUUCAUGAGCCAGGCGAUCUUCGCUGAGGAUGGAAGCGAGUACAAUCAAACUGCCCUACUUACCAAUGGCAGAUUUGACCAAGAGAAGUUCGGUAAGCUUGGACCGGCGUACUUCUCCGCAACGAAUGCGCUUGGAUUGGUUACUGCCAACCUCUCACUGGGCGCGCUCGUGACUCACGUCGUAAUAUGGCAUUGGCAAGAUCUCAAACCUUUCUUCCAGUCAUUGAAUCCAUGGAACAAGAGUGUCUUCUUAGUUUACGACGCACAUUACGAGAAAAUGAAGGCGUACAAACAGAUUCCCCGGUGGUGGUAUGUCGUCGUGCUGGCAGGGGCAUAUUCCUGUGCCCAAGCGACGAACUACACUGGCAAUUCCGGCCUUCCCUGGUGGGCACUGACGGUUUUGCUCAUCAUCGGCUUCUGUCUAUGUGCGCUGUAUGCCACGCUCGCAGCAACAAUCGGCUUCUCGAGCAAUGCCGCUGGAUUCUUCGAAAUGAUCACAGCUUAUAUGGUUCCCGGAAACCCUGUUGCGAACAUGUACGGCGCCUUGUAUGGUGGACAACCGAUCAGCCAGGGGAUUGGCUUUCUGCAAGAUCUGAAGCUGGGACAGUACGUCAAGCUCGCCCCGAGAGUGACGUUCUGCAUGCAGAUCACCGGUACUGUCGUCGGAGCUUUGCUAAAUUACGUCAUGAUGUUGUCCAUCAUCGAGAACCAAAGGCCUGCCCUAUUGUCGAUCUCCGGCACCAGGUUGUGGUCAGGACAGAACGCGCAAUCCUAUAAUUCCAAUGCAAUAGCUUGGGGAGCCCUCGCGCCGCACAUGUUCAGCCCUGGUUCAACGUACCAUAUCGUACCCUUGUCGCUGGUCAUCGGACUCUUCCUGCCAUUGCCAUUCUUCGUUGCUCACCGCCUCUGGCCAAAGAUCGGUUUCAACAACUUCAGUACGCCAAUCAUUAUGCUGUACUCUUGUUGGCUCGCGGUCGGCAUCAACACACAAGUCAAUACAACCAUGGCAAUAGGUAUCUUCGUGCAGUGGUGGGUCCGCACGAGGUACCCGCGCUGGUUCACAAAAUACAAUUAUAUCGUCGCUGCAGGACUGGAUGGAGGGACGCAGGUUAUCAUGUUCAUCCUCAAUUUUGCUAUUUUCGGUGCCUCGGGACAAUCGCAUCCGUUCCCUCAGUGGUGGGGCAACGACUACAACCUAUCCACGGAUCGCUGUGUGCUUCCCCUUCAAUAGCGUUCCGUUGGUUCGUCGGAUGAUGUCGCAGCAUGCUGCGUCGUUUUGUUGGAUCACGAUUUCGUGCAUGAACUGUAGAAUAUAGGGGUGUAGGCUCAAUGAAUUUAGACCGGAAAGGAACAGAAGCACCAUCACCCUUCAAGAUCAUAAGCAUUACAAUAGUCUACAGCAAAAUACUUUUGAAUACACGCAGAUGCUCCGAUAGACGUUCUAUGCCUCUUGCAUCAUGACGACAUCGGCGCUAUCGUGGUCGGCAAUGGUCUGCUUGAGUUUCAUCUGAUCCACGAGGAAUGCCAGUGUAGCAUUAUUCUCCUCGCACCU
Molecule: messenger RNA, 2803 nt
Organism: Rhodofomes roseus
Lineage: Eukaryota; Fungi; Basidiomycota; Agaricomycetes; Polyporales; Fomitopsidaceae
Product: OPT oligopeptide transporter
Exons: 23
Coding region: 203-2482 (759 amino acids)
Biological process (GO): transmembrane transport
Molecular function (GO): oligopeptide transmembrane transporter activity
Source: RefSeq, a predicted model, not a curated record